CAUCAUCAUCAUCAUCAACACGGAAGCAGCGGAGACCCGGGGGGGCAGGAGAGGUGCAGGGAGACGGAGAGGACAGAAACAUCCAGCUAAAGAGCCAGCAGAGACAGACAGGAGGACAGACAGACGGGCCGGUGUCUGGGGGAACAGCGGGACACUGAGACGCAUCGACGGGAACAUCAUGGCGCUGAUCCCCUCUCAGGUCCUGCGGGUCGCCAUCCUGCUGUCCUACUUCUCCAUCCUCUGCCACUACAAAGCGCUGGACAUGCCGGCGCACCAGACCUACGGAGGCAGCUGGAAGUUCCUCACCUUCAUCGACCUGGUGAUCCAGGCCGUGUUCUUCGGGCUGUGCGUCCUGAUCGACGUGUCCAGUCUGCUGACCAAAGGAGCCGACAGCAGGGAGCAGGAGCGCCAGCUGAAGAAGCUGAUCGGCCUGAGGGACUGGAUGAUGGCGGUGCUGGCGUUCCCCGUUGGAGCGUUUGUCGUGUUCACAUUCUGGACUCUCUACCUCUACGACAGAGAGCUGGUCUACCCAAAGCUGCUGGAUAACUUCAUUCCUCAGUGGCUCAACCACGGCAUGCACACCACCGUUCUUCCCUUCAUCAUCAUCGAGAUGCGGACCACCCACCACAAUUACCCCCGUCGGUCCUGGGGGCUGGCUGCCGUCUGCCUGUUCGGCGUCGGAUACAUUCUCUGGACAUGUUGGGUCCACCAGGUGACCGGUGUCUGGGUUUACCCGGUCCUUGAACGCAUCACGCCGCUGGCUCGGGUCGCUUUCUUCAGCGCCAUGACGGCCGUGAUCUGCAUCAUGUACGUCCUGGGAGAGAUCCUCAAUGGAUACAUCUGGGACCACACACACACAGAAAAGGUCAAAGGUGAGUGACCUCCUCUGCCUCCAUAGCCGCUUUGCGGACCGAGCCGAAGCCAGAACCACCGGACCUCGCUGGACCGGCAGCAGACCAGCUGAGGAGCAGAACCUGUAAUCAUCAGUGACCCUUUGAGUCGGACGACGAUGAAUCCUCUGUUGUUUUUGUUUGUGUCUUCGUGUCGUUUUGCUCUGAAUGUUCGGCUGCAGAAAGCCGAGCUGCAUGAGUUCUGGGAGGAAACCCAAACAGCUUCUCACCAGCCGGAACCGACGGUUCCAGCAGAACAAAUCAUCCUCCAUCUCAUCGUCACACUACAUUUCUGGAGGAAACUUGUGGUUGUUUUAAGGUGCAAAUAAAGCUUGAACAAAUCUGCA
Molecule: messenger RNA, 1237 nt
Organism: Xiphophorus maculatus (southern platyfish)
Lineage: Eukaryota; Metazoa; Chordata; Actinopteri; Cyprinodontiformes; Poeciliidae
Gene: aig1
Product: androgen induced 1
Exons: 6
Coding region: 179-880 (233 amino acids)
Cellular component (GO): membrane; endomembrane system
Source: RefSeq, a predicted model, not a curated record